Cololabis saira (Pacific saury) is the source of this 3318-nucleotide messenger RNA. RefSeq names its product mitogen-activated protein kinase kinase kinase 8 (gene map3k8). NCBI's taxonomy places the organism in Eukaryota, Metazoa, Chordata, Actinopteri, Beloniformes, Belonidae. The transcript has 8 exons. The record is from RefSeq and is a predicted model, not a curated record. The coding region runs from base 105 to 1517 and encodes 470 amino acids. Gene Ontology annotation, molecular function: protein kinase activity; ATP binding. Gene Ontology annotation, biological process: protein phosphorylation.
GCAGCAUAACCUACAGUAAUAACCAGCAGACGCUCGGAGACAUGGAGCCGCGCGGAGACCGACGCUCCGCUUAACCUGCGAUUGCACAAGACAAGCCAAGCAAGAUGGAUUACAAAUAUGACACCGGACUGGAACUUUUACUGGCUCAUAUGAAUGUAGAGGAUAUUAUCAACGCAGCAGAGACUCUCUAUCGGCUGGAGGAAGAGGAGGAAGAGGAGGAGCGGGGCUCAUCCUUUGAUGAAGAAGGACUCUCCCAGGAAGAGAUGGAUGAGAACGAAGAGGCAGGGGAGAUGGGGGCUUUGGAGGAGCAUGAGAAGGACUGCAGUGACGGGGUCAGGGGCGUCCAGUACGGGACGGUGCCAGACCUCCUCUCCUUUGUCAAUCUCCUGUCCAACAUGCAGGCGACGCCCGUGCAGCCGCAGCCCCAGGAGAUGGGAGUUCUCCUCAACAAGAAGGGCAUGGCUGUGAAAAAGGGCAGAUACCAGAUCAACAUGGAUGUACUCUUGUUCCCUUGGAAAUUGACCUACAAGGAUCGUGGCUGUGGCCUCGUGCCCAAGGGCUCGUUUGGGAAAGUCCACUUGGCUCAGGACAUCGCCACCAGGAAGAGAAUGGCCUGCAAACUGAUCCCAUUAGAGAACUUCAAAGCCGCCGACGUGGAGUUCCAGGCCCGCUUCCGACACGAUAACAUCGCCGAGCUCUACGGGGCCGUGCUCUGGGAACAAAGUGUCUACCUUUUCAUGGAACCGGGCGAGGGAGGCUCGGUCCUGGAGAAACUGGACAGCUGUGGACCCAUGAGGGAGUUUGAGAUCAUCUGGGUGGCCAAGCAAGUCCUGCGAGGCCUGGAAUACCUGCACUCCCACAACGUCAUCCACCACGACAUUAAACCCAGUAAUAUUGUCCUGAUGUCGGACAAGGCGGUGCUGGUGGACUUCGGACUGGCCGUGCAGAUGACCGAGGACACGUACACUCCCCGAGACCUCAGAGGGACAGAGAUGUACAUGAGUCCAGAGCUGGUUCUGUGCCGAGGACACAGCACUAAGACGGACAUCUACAGCCUGGGCACCACCAUCAUCCACAUGCAGACGGCCAGCCCCCCCUGGGUCAGGCGGUACCCACGCACCUCCUACCCCUCCUACCUCUACAUUAUCCACAAGCAGGCCCCCCCCGUGGAGGACAUAGCGCAGGACUGCAGCGCGGCCAUGCGCUCCUUCCUGGGCCGGGCGCUGGAGAGGAACCCGGCGCUGCGGAGCUCGGCGUCGGAGCUGCUGAAGGACGAGGCCAUCAACCCCCCCCGGGAGGACCAGCCGCGCUGCUGGAGCCUGGACUCGGCCCUGGAGGAGGCCACGCAGACGCUGCUGCGCCAGCAGAGCCAGCACCACGACACCACGCAGGAGUCUUCUCUGUACUCCGAAGGCUCCGGCCACGUCCGGAGGAAUGGCUCCCUGUACAUCGACCUGGGGGCUCUGUCGGGCUACUCCAAGCUGGUGACGGGACCCCCCGCUUCAGAAUACGGCUAACAACCAACACCAGUCAGAAAGUCACUGGCAAUGAUAGACUGCUAUUUUAAAACUUGCCUUUAACAUUUUGACAUGACUCUGUUGUUGUAAACUAGAAGGAUUGUUUAUUAGGGGGCAGCCCGGUGGUUUGGUGGUUAGCACUGUUACCUCACAGCAAGAAGGUUCCUGGUUCGACUCUCGGGCCCGGCAGGGUUUGCAUGUUCUCCCAUGCUUGCGUGGGUUCCCUCCAGGCAGUGUUGUGCAAGUUCCUACUUCUCAUGAACUAGUUCAAAGUUCAGUUCACAUAGUUUAAAAAUGAAUAGUUCACAUUCAUAGUUCACCAUUUUCAUUUUGAACUAGUUCAAAUUCAGUUCAUUUCAAUAUUUUUAGGUGAGAAGUACGAAUGAAACCCCCCCUAUCCUAAAACUGUUCACUACAAUAAUGUUUUCUCAGCGCAGGUGGACAUAAUUGUCACAGAAAGGUUAGAUUUUUACCGUCGGACUCUUUGGGAGACGAUGUGUAAAAUUCCCGCAGAUAAUGAUAAGGAUAAUCAUCUGCGUCUGCAUCGUCUCUCUGCAUUGUGGGUAAUGUAGUGUAAAGUUGUCGUCUCGUCGAGUAUUUUAAAUGUGGGCGCCGCCCGCUGGUGAAAUGAGAGGGAUUAUUCUGUAAUAAUUGGACCUAAACAGUGAAACUGAAACUCACAUAAUCUGAACAGUUAAAAUUCCAGUUCCUGAUCUGCAGAAUGAACAAGUUCACGUUCAAGUUCUCUAUUUGCAAAUAUGUUGCGUUCAGUUCAACGUUCUCACAGAAAUGAACGUGUUCAAUGAACGCAUUAAUUUGAACUCGUUCAUGCACAACACUGCUUCCAGGUACGGCUUCCUCCCACAGUCCAAAACAUGAAUAGUGGGUUAAUUGGUGAUUCUAAAUUGCCUGUAGGUGUGAAUGUGAGUGUGUCUGGUUGUUUGUCUGUAUAUGUGUUACUGUGAUGGACUGGUGUCCAGGGUGUAACCCCUGCCUCACCUGAAACUAGCUGGGAUAAACUCCAGCAGACCCCCGUGACCCUGCAAAGGACGAAGCGGGUAUAGAAAAUGGAUGGAUUCUUUAUUAGUCCUUUAUUAUUGCUAGUUGCCAAGUGUAUGGUUCCCAGUCCAAAGUCAACGCUUUUUUUCCUUUUGAUACCUGCAACCGGACUUCUGAGAUCAAACAUGGUCUUAAACACGGGAUCAACUUUGAGAGGAAGUGAAACUCACCAGCAACACAGUAGUGAUUUGUGAGGAAAUCUUUUUUUUUUUUUUUUUAUUAGGAUUUAAAAGGGUACAUCUCUUAUAUAUUACUGAUUAUAGAUCAUUCCCUUGCUGGGACAGCACUGCAGGACAGUGGUGGAGCAGCACACCUUAUAUAUGACCAGUUUAUGCUUUAUUCAAGGGUGGAACUACACAUGGAUGUUGUUUUCUUUCCUCGUGAAGUUGUUUGACAGAAAUAUUUGAUGUCUUAACGUGGAAGCUGUUUAAGUAUGUGUGCAUUACACAGACAUGUACUGCAUGAUUUCUGGUUCUUCGUGGACUUCCUUCUGUUAAUUCCUGUGGAAUACCAAUAUUGAUGUAAUGCUAUGCAAAUUAAACUUGUAAAUAACGCACGUGUGAUGUGUUUGGUGUCCACAAUGUGAAGCAGUUAAUGACGGGUUUACUUCUGUUUUCUGUGGUAUUAAGUGCAGAAAACACCCACGGCAGAACAAAUACUCCAUGUUGUUUGUCUGUAAUUUUCUAAAUGAUGAAGUUAAUGAGAAUAUUUGUGUAGGAUUUGACAACUUAAGUAAUAAAAA